UCUACCAGUCAGUGGUAAGGCUGCACCAGUGUUUCACUCUGCACAGCAAAGGCAAACCGCUUUCGUGUCAACACAGUCUUCAGUCUUUUCCAUGAACGUCCUCCGGUUUGCUUGUUGUCCAGAAAAGCUAUAAAGACUCACGCAGCCCAGCCAGGAGACGCCAAAUUGUCGUGGAAGUUAGACAACACUCGAAGCCUCGUCCUCUGAAGCAAGGUCAGAGUUAGGAAAGGAGACAUGUCACAAGAGAAGACUGGCUACCCUGUAAUGGGGGAGGACAAACCCCUUCACAAUAAUGUAUACGGCCCAACUCAGCCUGAUGCGUUUGGGAUGCCUCCACCCAACUACAGCCAGGCUCCAGGUGGACUUUCUUACCCAGCACCAGGACCGUAUGGCCAGCCAGGUUUUCCCCAGGGGGCACCAGGGUUUGCUCCUGGACCAUACCCUCAGGUGCCCUUCCCACAAAUGCCAUACCCUCAAGGCCCAUAUCCACAGGGGCCAUAUCCUCAAGGGCCAUACACUCAGGGCCCCUACCAAGGGCCAGGACAGCCUGCUUUUGAUGAAGGGCCCAAUGCUGCCGUGGGCAGUCCCGGGUAUCAUGGUGGAGAUGGGCCUCCUUCAUAUUAUGACAAUGAGGAGUUUGCCAACUGGGAGGACAAGACUAUUCGUCGGGCCUUCAUCAGGAAGGUGUUCAUGGUCUUAACUGUACAGCUGAUGGCGACGUUCUCCUUCGUUGCCGUCUUCACCUUUGCAGAUGAUGUAAAGCUAUUUGUACAACAAAAUCGGUGGAUGUACAUUGCAUCCUAUGUAGUCUUCUUCAUUUCUCUCAUCGCGCUCAGCUGCUGUGGAGAAUUCCGACGCAAACACCCCUGGAAUUUGGUGGCACUGUCUAUUCUGACUCUCAGCCUGUCCUACAUGGUGGGGAUGAUCGCCAGCUUCUAUGACACAGACACAGUCAUCAUGGCAGUGGGCAUCACAGUAGUAGUGUGCUUCACGGUGGUGCUUUUCUCCCUUCAGAGCAAGUAUGACUUCACUUCCUGCCGGGGUGUGCUCUUUGUGUGCCUCAUCGUGCUCCUCGUUUUCGCCAUCCUCUGCAUGUUUAUCCGUAACAAGAUCCUGCACAUCGUCUACGCCUCCCUGGGGGCUCUGCUCUUCACCUGUUUCCUUGCUGUAGACACUCAGCUUCUUCUAGGCAACAAGAAGCUGGCACUGAGCCCAGAGGAGUACAUCUUUGCUUCUCUGAACCUCUACACUGACAUCAUCAACAUCUUCCUCUAUCUCCUGGCCCUCGUGGGACACGCCCGGGACUGAGCAAAAAUAGAUCAAUUUUAAAAAAAAACAAACAAACAACAAAAAAACCCAUCACUCACACAGUGAUUACAUUGCACUCGUUCUCUCAUCUUGUCUCUCAGUAUGUGUAGACCCUUCGUUCCAUAAUUCCCCCGGGUUUAUCAGAUAUGCAGCGUGGCCAGACCAAUAGCUCUAUGCAUCCAGCAGGCCUGGCGUGGAUCACAGCAAAAGGAAGGGCGUAUUUGUAAAACUUAUUUAUUUGAAAAUCCAUCAUGUCGUCUGCUUGCUCGGCCCCUGAAACGGCUUCUGUGCAUUCAGAAAAGGUACAGUGUAGUAUGACUCACCAAUCGUAUCUAAGCAGCAUGAACAGACAUCUUUCUUCCCCUGACCCCUGCAAGCUUGGCUCUCUGCCUGAUAAUGCUAGCACUGCAUUAACUGAGAGGAAGGAAAGCAGGAAGUUGGCAGAGAGAGCAGUGAUGUAUUGUGUAGAGAAACAGAUCCUCAAAAUGGGAAGCUAAAUCAGUUCUGUUCACUCUGACCAGUCCAUGUGCUGGUAAAGUCUGCAUGGUAAUCUAAAACAAUGAAGAACGAUAAAACUACUCACAUCGGUCCCCUAAUACCUGCAUAAAUGAAAUAGCUGUAAAUAUUGAUAUGAAGAUUCUCCACUCAGCUCAGAGCAUGUCCAUGUAAAUGGCUGUGGGUGCAGCAUGGAGAAACGUGUGACCACCUUUUAGGAAGCAAACACAUAUUAAGCACUCCAGAAGAUCGUUCAUUAUUUAUUACUAACCACAUACUACCAUAUAACCUGUGUACUGUACAUACUGUAUAUUUAUACAUGAUGAUAACUUAUAUGAAACAGGUUUUUUUUUCCUCAAAAUGAAGGAAAGUGUAGUUGUGGCAUCUGUGCUUUUUUGUAUCAUUUGAAAAGCGAAUAUUGAAAGUUCUAUUAGCAUUAUUUCAUACAAUUAUUUAUUCCUCUUUUCCUCCCUUCAUUUUUUUUUUUGGGAUAUGAAUUAUUAUUUUUUUAAAUGUGGUACAAUUGUGUUUUAUUUAUUUAAACUAGCAUGAAACACUUGCAUAGUGGAAUUAUUCUUAUUUUUCCCUUGUAAAGGGUGAGGGUAAAUCCACAGUGUUGCAUCUGUGUGGUUAUUUAUUAACUAUUUAUUACAGGUUACUGUAGCCUGCCGGACUGUGGAUGGCGUGCUUGCGUUUCCUAUUGGGCUCUGUUGUGCAAUCCUCUGUACCACAGGCCAGCGUGAUAUGAGAUUAUUUAGGAUCAUUUCCAGUGUAUCCAUCCUGUCAUGAAUGACCAGGUGCAAAUUGUGUUCCCAGGUCAGCACUUACUCUAGACAGGUGGAUGAGUAAUGCAGUCUGUUUUAACAUUUAGAGCCCCUCGGUUAUGUUGCUUAUAAAUAAGUACAAUCUUUUUUGAGAGUGGAAACCGCCAGAAAGUUGUGUAAACUACAACGAACGCUAUGUAAAAAAAAAAAUAAUAAUAAUAAUAAAUCUGUAAACGUACACAAAUGAGUAAUUUCCUAAUUAGUACAUUAGAACAUGAAUGAGUAAUUGUGGCUUGAAUGUGAUUCAACAAACUCCUCUUGUCUCAGAGCAGUCAGUUCAGUGUAAUAUUACAUGUUCCAGUUGCACGCGCCUUGCAUGUAGAGAUCUGGCACACUGGACUAUUUCAAAGACGUUUGAAGAUCAUAUUGAAUUUUUAUGUGCUGCAGCCCUGUUUUUUCUCAUUUGAUGAAGAGUUUUGUGUUUGUUUCUAACUCAUGUUGAACUGUAGUUGGCUUUGUAGUUCUCUUUGCACUGUACAUGACUGUUUGCAUUUCAUUAAAAGGGGUCAAUCAAAAAAA
This is a messenger RNA of Ictalurus punctatus (channel catfish), 3146 nucleotides long. RefSeq names its product glutamate receptor, ionotropic, N-methyl D-aspartate-associated protein 1a (glutamate binding) (gene grinaa). The record is from RefSeq and is a predicted model, not a curated record. The coding region runs from base 235 to 1308 and encodes 357 amino acids. Gene Ontology annotation, cellular component: Golgi apparatus; endoplasmic reticulum; membrane. Gene Ontology annotation, biological process: negative regulation of apoptotic signaling pathway. The transcript has 7 exons. NCBI's taxonomy places the organism in Eukaryota, Metazoa, Chordata, Actinopteri, Siluriformes, Ictaluridae.